Molecule: messenger RNA, 2004 nt
Organism: Brenthis ino (lesser marbled fritillary)
Lineage: Eukaryota; Metazoa; Arthropoda; Insecta; Lepidoptera; Nymphalidae
Source: the annotation of a GenBank genome assembly
AUGAAGAAUAUCUACAGAAAACUACAAGACUUAUCCUGCACUGAUGUCUAUGGAGCUAACUUAAGGAAUCGUCCAAGUACACUUACGCAUAAUAUGUCGCUGCAGCGUUUAGCGGCGCUUCGUGCGCUUAUGGCCAGCCAGCCAUCAGCGCUGGCUGCUUAUAUCAUUCCGACUGCGGAUGCUCAUAAUUCAGAAUACAUAGCACCAGUGGACGCUAGAAGAGAAUGGAUAUCAGGGUUCACAGGGUCCGCCGGUACUGCGGUGGUGACAGGCACACACGCGCUCGUGUGGACGGACGGACGGUAUUACACGCAGUUCGAGAAGGAGGCAGAUCUCGAGAUAUGGACGCUUAUGAAGCAGUCACUACCAGAAACACCGACCAUGGAAAAAUGGUUGACAAGUAACCUCAUAGCGGGGUCGUUAGUGGGGGUCGACCCCCAUACUAUGUCUAGGGAUGAAUGGACCCCUUUACAGACAGCAUUAACUAAAGCCAAAAUGCAUUUAAUAGCAGUUGACAAUAAUUUAGUCGAUGAAGCGAGGUCGCAGUUGAAAGAACCCCCGCCAGAGAGACCCCACAACGAGAUUAUGUACUUACCCUUAGAGUUUACAGGUAAACCUGCUGGACAGAAAAUAAAGGAUUUGAGAAAAAAAAUGGAUGAGAAACAUGCAUCGGCCCUCGUUAUCACGGCUCUGGACGAAGUUGCGUAUACACUAAACCUUAGAGGUAGCGACAUAGACUAUAAUCCCGUAUUUUUCUCUUACCUCCUUAUAACUAUGGAUAAAGUGGUGCUUUUUUGGCACGAUGGAGAGAUUCCCAAGGAAAUAACGAAGAGAUUGUCAAAAGAAGGGGUAGAAAUGGAAGGGAUGAAGUAUAAUGAGACUUGUUUAGCUUUGAGGAAGUUAGCCCAAGAAUUAUCAGAAAAUGGCGACGGUGAGCAUUCAAUAUGGCUGUCCGGUGAUGCGAGUGAAGCUGUACAUAGAGCUGUUUCUGGGGAGGGCGUAUUGAAAAAACCUUUAAAUUUAAUAUCAGAAGUGUCUCCGGUGGCUUUAGAGAAGUUGGUCAAGAACAAAGUGGAAUUAGAGGGUUUCCGACAGUGUCACAUCAGAGAUGGCAUAGCUGUGGUUCGAUUCUUCAGAUGGCUUCAUUCCCAAAUAGGCGAAGGCGCUUCGGUCACCGAGGUGCAGGCGGCCGACAAGUUGCUAGAAUUUCGCAAAGAGGAAGAUCUAUUCAUGGGGCCGUCGUUUGAGACGAUCCCGGGGGCAGGGGAGAAUGGCGCUAUAAUUCACUACAGCCCGGCCCGGGAUGGGCCCCAGCGGGAGAUACGUCCCGCGGACAUGUUCUUGUUGGACUCUGGUGGGCAGUAUAAGGACGGAACGACAGACAUAACUAGAACCAGACACAUGGGCGACCCCUCGUCUGCUCAGAGGGAGGCCUUCACCCGAGUGCUUAAGGGACAGAUAGCUGUGGGGUCGGCCUUGUACCCUAAGGGGGUUAAGGGCAACGUACUGGACACCCUAGCGCGCAAGGCCCUAUGGGACGCGGGGCUGGACUACGCGCAUGGCACGGGGCACGGCGUGGGGCACUACCUCAACGUGCACGAGGGACCCUCGGGCGUGUCCUGGCGGCCCUACCCGCACGACCCCGGCCUGCGGGAGGGGCAGAUCCUGAGUAAUGAGCCGGGUUUCUACAAAGUUGGCGAAUAUGGCAUAAGACAUGAGGAUCUUGUGGAGAUCGUUAAUGUCACCAAAGAUUCUGAUCAUCCCAGAGCAAAAGACCUGCUCGGUGACUUCGAUGGGCGCGGCGUGUUGGGCUUCCACACGCUCACUCUGGUUCCAAAUCAAAGGGAAUGUAUGGAAUUGGACCUGUUGAAUGAUUUUGAAUUGGACUAUAUAAAUUCAUAUCACAAGCGAGUUUUCGAUACUCUGGGACCGAUUUUGAAGGAACGCAAUUUGAAUGACGAUUACGAUUGGUUGGAGAAGGAAUGCGCUGUUAUAUCUAGGUCC